Messenger RNA from Diatraea saccharalis (sugarcane borer), 1376 nucleotides. The record is from the annotation of a GenBank genome assembly. NCBI's taxonomy places the organism in Eukaryota, Metazoa, Arthropoda, Insecta, Lepidoptera, Crambidae.
GUGCUUGUGGGUGGUGUCAAGUCUGUGGUGGUGUCUAUUAGGUAGGGUGUGAUUGGUUUUUGGAUAUUUAUGAGUCAUCAACCUCCAGUAUUUUGUAUUCCAAACAACAAAAAUGUCGAAAGCCAAAAAAGUAAUAGAAGAAGCUAAGGAAAUCAAUAACCCAGAGAUUGAUUUGGUUGACAAAGGUAUAACUAACCUCGAGGAGGUCCCAGGAUUGUUUAAUUUGGCCAACAUAACCCGUUUAUCAUUAAGUCAUAACAAGAUACAUACAGUUCCAGCUGCUCUAGCCAAUUUGAUGAAUUUGGAGAUUUUGAACCUUGCCAAUAAUCAUAUAGAAGAAUUACCUCUAAGCUUAUCAUCCCUGCCAAAGCUCCGUAUCUUGAAUGUGUCUCUCAACAGAUUGUAUAGUCUGCCUAGAGGAUUCGGAGCCUUUCCAGUUUUGGAGAUACUUGACUUGACUUAUAAUAAUCUCAAUGAGAGAACGCUCCCAGGCAAUUUUUUCAUGAUGGAAAGCCUACGAGCAUUGUAUUUGGGUGACAAUGAUUUUGAAUAUUUACCACCAGAAAUUGGUAACUUGAAGAACCUACAAAUUUUGUCUUUACGUGAGAACGACCUAAUAGAGUUGCCGCGGGAGGUGGGUCAACUCACACGCCUACGCGAGCUACAUCUGCAAGCCAACCGUCUAGUAGUGCUGCCACCGGAGAUAGGUAGUUUAGACUUGGCGAGCAACAAGGCAGUGUUACGGCUGGAGGCGAAUUUUUGGGUGCCGCCCAUCGAAGAUCAACUGAAGCUCGGCCCCUCACAUGUACUUGACUACCUCCGCUCGGAGACAUAUCGCGUGUUGUAUAGCCGUCAUAUGUCUGCGAAGCCGCCUACGCCUGGAGAAGUGCGAGAUAAGAGCAAGAAAGCAAGCCGAGCAAAGUCUUAACAAACAUUUACACAGACUUGAAAUGUGCCAUAACAUACUAACAAAAGUGUAUCUUGGAUAAUUCUUAACUUAUGUUUGACAAUCGACACGUAGCUGUUUAAACACUGCCAUAUAACGAGACAAGUCUAUUUUGGGUUACCAGAUUUUUAUAUGUGAAUCUCCGGUAAGAUCUUUUUCAUGGCAUUCUUGGUAUUUAUCCGUCAAAAGGAAACGCAAAUAAUAUAUUUUUUUUUAAUAUGACGGUUAAUAUAUUUAAUGUUAUCUGUAAAUUAUAUUUCCUUUUCUGAUAACCUUACCAAAUUGGACCAUUGAUUAGACCGUUUACUUCAAUAAAGUUUCAACUUCUGUAUGAAUGUAAUAGGACGUAAAUGAAAAUUCCAUUAUGAAACAAACAAAUCUUGUAUUAAAUAAAAAAUGACUUGAGUUAUCCGACCGCCGACAAUAAGUG